GAAAUCCAAUGAGAGUGGAGCCUAGUGGUCGGCUUUCGGGUUACUGAGUUACUGAGAGAUUUUAAGGUGCAAUUAGACAAUAAAUUGGAGCUAAAGAUUUUAGAGAGGUGAUGAUAAGUGGAAUCUAUCGACGAUAAUGGCCUCGGCACUAGAGCAGUUUGUAAAUAAUGUCCAGACUCUUUCGACUCAAGGAAAUUUUCGGGAAUUAUGCGAUGUCAUUGGUAAAUCUACUGAGGUGCUUAUGAAAAAUGCCCAGCACUUGGAUAAUGUCUUGGAGACCUUGGAUCUCCAGCAGCACUCGCUAGGAAUACUGGCAGUUCUCUGUGUGAAAUUCUCGCUUCCAAAUCCAGCAGGAAGCAACAAUGCUGACGCUUAUAAGACACUGUUCAAUCAGGUGCAUGAAUUCAUCACUGGAUGCAAUGGAGAGCAAGUGCGAUUUGCUCCUGAGAUAUAUGCAGAUCUGUGUCAUCUGGUAACUCAAGUAAUGGUAGAGCUAUCGUGGCCGAUUGGAGGUAUCGAUCUCCUUCGUCGUGCCAUCAGAAAGAUUCAACUUUUUGACAGCCAAUUGACAUCGAUACACGCAGACCUCUGCCAGCUCUGUCUGCUAUCCAAGUGUUUCAAACCAGCCCUCGAAUUCCUCGACACAGAUAUAACGAAUAUUAGUCAAGAGGGGGGACAAUUUGAUUCCAAGUAUUUUCUCCUCUAUUACUACUAUGGUGGAAUGAUCUACACAGCGUUGAAAAAUUACGACCGAGCCCUGUAUUUCUUCGAGGUAUGCGUGACACUGCCUGCAAUGGCUGUCAGUCACAUUAUGCUCGAGGCGUAUAAGAAGUUUAUUCUGGUGUCAUUGAUACUCCAUGGAAAGAUCAUCCCCAUCCCAAAAUACGCGAGUCCAGUACUGAUAAGAUUCAUCAGGCCACUCAGUCAGCCAUAUCAGGAGCUUGCUGCUGCGUACCAGACGCACAGCUGUGACGAAGUCCAGGGGGUUAUCACUAAAUAUCAAGAAUUAUUCACUAGGGAUCACAAUCUCGGACUGGUUAAGCAGGUUCUGGGCUAUCUGUACAAGAAAAACAUUCAGAGACUUACUAAAACAUUCUUGACACUUAGUCUUAGUGAUGUUGCCAGUCGAGUGCAACUUGCUGGACCUGCAGAUGCUGAGAAGUAUAUUCUCAAUAUGAUUGAAGAUGGGGAGAUAUUCGCAACAAUCAACCAGAAAGACGGCAUGGUAGUGUUUCACGAUGAUCCAGAGAAAUACAACUCUCCACAUAUGCUCGCACGUCUCGAGAAACAAAUGGCAGCAUGCGCAGAUCUCGACAAACGUGUGCUCGAAAUGGAGGAGGAGGUGAUUGUGAUGCCUCAGUAUGUACGAAAAGUAUGUGGCCAGAGCGAUCAGGAUGACUCAACCACUGGGCAACCAUCCAGUAACGCCACCAAUGCCCAGAGUCAACCCAAAAUCAACGCUUACUCUAUGUAACAUCAAUAUUUUGCACAUUAUUUUUUCUCAUCUGAGUUGAAAAGAGGGAGUAUAGAAAUCCAUAAAUUCAGCAUUAAUCUUCGUUUAAGAUAGUUCUCAUGUUAUUUAUGUGAAACUUUGAUUUGUGAUGAUUACAACAAACAUUCAAGGGUUCAAUUUCAAUCGCAAAAAGCGCUGGACACGAGGACGUGAAAUUAAAACUAACACUAUCUCCAAAAUAAUAAA
Molecule: messenger RNA, 1699 nt
Organism: Diachasmimorpha longicaudata
Lineage: Eukaryota; Metazoa; Arthropoda; Insecta; Hymenoptera; Braconidae
Gene: CSN3
Product: COP9 signalosome complex subunit 3
Exons: 4
Coding region: 137-1474 (445 amino acids)
Biological process (GO): ubiquitin-dependent protein catabolic process
Cellular component (GO): COP9 signalosome
Source: RefSeq, a predicted model, not a curated record